UUCAACAUGGCUGGAGUUUUGUUUGAGGACAUUUUCGACGUUAAAGACAUCGACCCAGAAGGGAAAAAAUUCGACAGAGUUUCCCGACUCCAUUGUGAAAGUGAAAGUUUUAAAAUGGAUCUUAUACUGGAUGUGAAUACCCAGAUCUAUCCAGUUGACUACGGGGAGAAAUUCAGACUUGUUUUGGCAAAUACUCUCAGAGAAGAUGGCACCCCAGAUGAUGGUGAAUAUAACCCUUCUGACAGUGGGCCCUCACGUGCGGACCAGUUUGAAUACGUCAUGUACGGAAAAGUUUAUAGAAUAGAAGGAGAUGAAAGUGGAGUUGAUGCUCCAACAAGACUAGCUGCAUAUGUGUCUUUUGGUGGACUUCUAAUGAGGCUUCAAGGUGAUGCUAACAACUUGCAUGGAAUGGAAGUUGAUGACCAUGUGUACCUUUUGAUCAAGAAGUUGGCUUUUUAAAUGGGUUUGCUUCUGUGACUUAUAUAUAUGUAACACCAAGAGGAAUAAGUCUUUCUUCUUAAAACUUGUUGUCUUUAUAAAAUAAUAAUAGGUUGCAGGUAUGGACUUGUUCUGGAACCAUGAGAUGAUCAUGUUUUAGCUAUGGACCAUGGUUGUUUAUGUAAACAGGAACUGAGCAUCUGAAAUGCUUGAUCAAGAAGAUUAUCUUGUACCUUUAUGUUGGUCUUCUUAUGGCUGGCAUCAUAGCUACAAAUAAAUAUGUCUACUUUUUUGACUACUACA
Molecule: messenger RNA, 741 nt
Organism: Stylophora pistillata
Lineage: Eukaryota; Metazoa; Cnidaria; Anthozoa; Scleractinia; Pocilloporidae
Product: DNA-directed RNA polymerases I, II, and III subunit RPABC3
Biological process (GO): DNA-templated transcription
Cellular component (GO): RNA polymerase II, core complex; RNA polymerase I complex; RNA polymerase III complex
Source: RefSeq, a predicted model, not a curated record